Clunio marinus is the source of this 467-nucleotide messenger RNA. The record is from the annotation of a GenBank genome assembly. NCBI's taxonomy places the organism in Eukaryota, Metazoa, Arthropoda, Insecta, Diptera, Chironomidae.
AGUUGUUUGCUGAUCGUUCUAGGUUGAGCACAAGCUACUUAAAAUGGGCAAAAAAGUAACUCGGAUCUGUUUCCUGCUGUUUAUUUUUGGCUUAUCAUCUGUUGCUUCAGAUGAGAUAUUGAAAUGUAGAAAAGAAAUAAAGAACGCCCAUAGGCGUCCUGUUGUAACUUGUUAUGUCGAUGUGGCAGUUCGUGAAAAGGGAGAAAUACUUUCUGAACCAAUUGAUACUGAAAUAUCAACUUUGACUUUUACAAAUAAUAAUACAAAAUAUUUGCCUGAUAACGUUGCAGCAACUCUUCCAAACCUUCAGACGAUCUUUGCAUAUUGUUGGAAAUGUGUUAGUGAACGAUAUAAUGAGAAGUAUAGCGAAGUAUAGGAAUAAGUCAUUCAGUGCUUUGGUAGCCUGAUUGACACCGACUAGUCUUUUGUAGUGGAAUUUGCUGUUGAAGGGUUUCAAAGCAAAUCUA